AUGUUUGUGCCGCAUCGUAUCUUGCCAUGGCGCCUCCUGGCUUUGCCCGCGCAGGCGCGUGCUUUCUCUUCGACUUCGCGUCGUCUUGACAUCAGGCACGUGUCCGAGCUUCCCUCGCGCACCAAGCCGUCAUACAUACAGUCGUCCAACACGCUGCUGAGCCUGCAAUGGCCCUCGCCGCCGCGCAACAUCCUCGUCACCAAGAAGAAGCGCACACCAAACAUCACCGAGUCGGUCAUUGAAUUCACAUCGCACAUACGCUCCACUUACCCAUCCAUCAACGUCAUCUUCGACCCGGACACGGCCCAAGAGCUGCACGAGCAGCUGUCGUUUCCCGUAUACACAUACACCCAGAGUCAGGGCGCACCACACCAUCUUUCGGAUAAAACCGACUUGGUCUGCACGCUUGGAGGCGAUGGAACGCUGCUGAGGGCCAGUAGCUUGUUCAGCCAUGCGGAUAACGUACCUCCAGUCCUGAGCUUCGCCAUGGGCACCAUCGGCUUUUUGGGCGAGUUCAAGUUCAGGGAAUACAAAAGAGCAUUCCGAGAGGUGUACAUGAGCGGUGCGCCCGACACGUACUCUACCCUGUCCGAUUCACUAGGAACGAGUCCUCCUACUCCCCCAACCUCGCCAGACGAUCCUUUGGAUAAGCCACUAAGCUAUGCCGACAUACGCGGCAAGGCUAUGGGCAGCAACAGAACAGCGCGCAUCUUGCUGCGUAACAGACUGAAGGUCGGCGUCUUCGGGCCCGACGGGAAAAGGAUAGGCGGCAUCGAGGGCCAGGGCGACACGUACGCACUGAACGAGGUUACCCUCCACCGUGGCUCCAGCCCGCAUCUGAAGAUCAUCGACGUCUACAUCAACAACCGCUUUCUUACCGAGGCCGUCGCCGACGGCAUGAUCAUUAGCUCGCCAACCGGGUCGACAGCAUAUUCGCUAUCUUCUGGAGGGAGCAUUGUGCACCCUCUCGUAUCAUCCAUAUGCCUUACGCCCAUCUGCCCUCGAUCGCUUUCCUUUAGACCACUGGUGCUCCCUGCUGAGACACCAAUCACGUUGCGCUUAGGCAAGAAGAACCGCGGUCGCGAAGUCGAGGUCAGCAUCGACGGGAAUACAAUCACCGAGAAGCUGGGCACGGGUAUGGAAGUCCGAAUAGGCGGCGAGGUAGUCAAGCGAGACGCUCGAGGUUGGGAAGGUGGCGUACCCAGCAUCGUACGUGGUACGAAUGGCAAGGAAGACAUGGCUGAGGAUCAUUGGGUUGGUGGGUUGAACGCUCUCCUCAAGUUCAACUACCCAUUCGGUGAUCAGGAGUCUUAG
Messenger RNA from Alternaria burnsii, 1314 nucleotides. Its product is annotated as atp-nad kinase. Lineage: Eukaryota; Fungi; Ascomycota; Dothideomycetes; Pleosporales; Pleosporaceae. Bases 1 to 1314 code for a protein of 437 amino acids. Gene Ontology annotation, molecular function: NAD+ kinase activity. The record is from RefSeq and is a predicted model, not a curated record. Gene Ontology annotation, biological process: NAD+ metabolic process; NADP+ biosynthetic process. The transcript has a single exon.